GGCUUACUAUGUGUAAUAUCAUCUAUAAAUUUUCAUCUCCCAAUAAUUUAGGCAAUGGCCAGCAUACAAUUCCUAACCGGCAGGACAACCUACAAAGCAUUCAAGCCCAGCUCGAUUUACAAUGGAUGUGCAGACUUAUACCUCAGAAAACCGCCCAUACUUGCCUCCUCAUCCUGCGGCAUUGGCAGGCUCCAAGGCCGAAAUCAGCCGACUUGGAUCCAUGGGGAGCGACACCCAGCAUCAAGGUCAAGGCUUAUCCAAUCUGGCGUGGUCACAGAGUAAUGAUGCAUCAAACGACUUUCGGUCGGAUUUUGUCACAAAACCGACGCUCCCCAUGCUGGAAGCGAUUAUCACAACGUCCCUUGGAGAUGGUGACAUGGAUGAAGACCCGACAACGAAUUCCUUUCAAGACCAUGUCGCCGACUUGGUCGGCCAUGAAGCCGCUCUUCUCGUGGUCUCGGGCACCAUGGGUAACCAGGCCGCUCUCCGAGCUGCUCUCGGAGCCCCGCCCCAUUCCAUCCUUGCCGACCACCGCGCGCACAAUAUCAUCCUUGAAGGCGGUGGUGCGUCUAGCCUUUGUGGCGCCCUGAUGAAAAUGGUCGUUCCCGCUAACGGCCACCACCUUACCCUGGAUGAUGUGAAGAAACAUGGCACCACGACAGAAUCCAUCUACGACUGCCCCACCCGGGUGAUCUGCUUGGAGAAUACAUUAUGGGGUACGAUCAUGCCCCUCUCGGAUAUGCGUGCUAUCUCCCAUUGGGCGCGUGCCCAGAACCCUCCAAUCCAUAUGCAUCUGGACGGAGCUCGACUGUGGGAAGCCGUUGCUGCCGGUGCCUGUACCCUCCGAGAGGUUGGCGGAUGUUUUGACAGCAUCCAGCUGUGUUUCACAAAGGGUCUUGGUGCGCCAAUUGGCAGUAUCAUUACUGGCAGCUCGGCCUUCAUCAAGCGAGCCAAAUGGAGCCGCAAGCUUCUCGGCGGCAGCACCCGUGCUUCGGGUGUGAUUGCCGCACCCGCAAGGGUCGCCAUCGCCGACGUAUUUCUCAGCGGAAAACUGACUGCAGCCCAGGACAAGGCAAAACGUGCCUCGGCGCUUUGGGAACAGCUUGGCGGGAAACUCCAGUACCCAACAGAGACAAAUAUGGUCUGGCUCGACCUUGAAGCAUCUGGCUUGUCUCCUGAUGAGUUCUACCUCAUGGCAAGAAAAUUCGACUUGAAGAUUGGAGAACCAAUAUUUGGCCGACUUGUGUUUCAUUACCAGAUCACCGACAAUGCAUUUACUCGACUUUGCACCUUCUUCAGGGCCGUUCUCAAAAACAGUCGCUCAUGUACUACUUGCAACUAG
Messenger RNA from Xylona heveae TC161, 1342 nucleotides. Its product is annotated as l-allo-threonine aldolase. The transcript has a single exon. The record is from RefSeq and is a predicted model, not a curated record. NCBI's taxonomy places the organism in Eukaryota, Fungi, Ascomycota, Xylonomycetes, Xylonales, Xylonaceae. Gene Ontology annotation, molecular function: L-allo-threonine aldolase activity. Gene Ontology annotation, cellular component: cytosol. Gene Ontology annotation, biological process: L-threonine catabolic process; glycine biosynthetic process. The coding region runs from base 122 to 1342 and encodes 406 amino acids.